AUUACAUCAUUUACAGCAUAAAACAAGUUAACCAUUACUGAUUUUAUGGUGCUGCACCCAAAGCAGCGGCGUACUUAGUGUAAAGAUCAGAAACCAGAGACUCAUAUUUAGCAAACUACAGCUGGAUGAUGAAUGCUGCUCAGAGUCAAAGAACACUGGAGUCCAAACUGGAGGCCCUGCAGUGCCACUUCACCUGGGAUCUGGACCCUAGCAGGUCCAAACUUUUCCGCCUCAGGGACAAGCUGGAGGACAUUGGCACUGAGGAGGGAUACAGCUGGCUGGGUCAUAUUUACAACCUGCAAGGGUACAUCCACUACCAGCUGGGGUUCACCGAUGACGCUCAGCGUUUCUUUGGCAGGGCUGCAGAGGCCUUCCGCCAGAUGAGAAACACCGUCUCAGAUGAAGGUCCCUGGUUAGUUGUGAACUAUGGGAACCUGGCUUGGCUGCACCACCACCUGGGAGAACAAGCAGAGAGUCAGGCUUACCUGUCAAAGGUCGAUGCCCUGAUGAAUGAAUAUCCAUCUCCAUCUCAGGAUGAGCUCCAUCCAGAGAUCUGUGCUGAAAAAGCCUGGACCCUGAUGAAGUUCAGCUCAGAACAAAAGCAGUUGGCUACAGAUUACUUCCAGAGAGCCAUUAGGAUGCAGCCAGACAUGGUGGAGUGGCACACCAGCCAUGUCAUAGGGUUAGAGAAUGCUCUUAGUCACAGCAACAAAGAGCUGGGGGCUGACAUCUUGGAGAAAAUGAAGAUCGCCAAGGAACAUGACCCAGAGAACUUGUACCUUGCUGCUUUGUACCUUGAGCAAUGUGCUAAGAAAGGGAAAAAAAUUGAAAGUGAAGCACGUGAGUUAACCAGAAGGGUUUUAAGAAAGCCCAUCAGCAGCUACAGUGGUCUAAAGCCAUUACUAAGGCUAUACAGAAUCUAUGUAUCUAUGGAUGAGGCCAUUGAUUUGGCAGAGGAGGCUCUGGAAAGACAUCCAGAUGAGCGUUAUCUGAAGAGGUGUGCUGCAAUCUGCUACAAAAAGAGGAUCUUUUUACACAGGGACAAUCCCCUGGAGCACAGCAUGAUCAACAGAGCUAUCAGUCUCUAUAGGGAAGUGAUUACUCUUUACCCUCUUUCUUCACUGAAAAGAAAAAUAUCUCUUGCAAACAUAUAUGCAGAGUCCCAUCAGCAAGUUAAUGCUGACCAGAUAUAUGAGGAACUGCUGGAAAGUGAUCUGGAUCCUGAAGGGGAACAGAUGCUUUACAACUACUAUGCAAAAUACGUACACUUCAUUCGAAAGGAGAGCUACAAGUCGAUAGAGUAUCACAUGAGGGCAGCAGCUAUACCGCAACAAUCUUCCUAUCGUAAGAACAGCAUUCGAACUCUGGAGAGGAUUAGAGAAAGAAACAGGAACCGAAUGUGUGGAGAAAUAGAGGAGUUUCUGAAUAAGCUGAGACUGAAAUAAACUACUAUACUGUCCAGUGGAGUCUAAAUCCAGAAGAUCAAUAAUUGAUACCUUCUCUGUUGGAUCAGCUUUACGAGAGAGAAAACUCCUCUCACGUUAUCACAAGUGCUACAACCAGCACAACCUAGCUGCACAUCUAGUAAAUACACACUAUCUUCAGCUUUUUGUAUUCUAGACAAACACAAAAAAUGAUGCACUUAUUUGAAGGUAUUUACGUCUGCAAUUAACCCAUACAGGUGAAGUUGAUAUUGUGUCAGAGUACUGAAUGUACUAAAGUGCCUUUACUCAAGCAAAAUAAAUAGGAAUGGAAAAAUGUAAUACAUCUCAACUUUACAUUAACUCUUACUGGUGUUUGUGAGAGCAACUUGGCUUCUACAAAAUAAUGUAUAACAAUCACAAAUGUACUUUAAAACAUGUUUUUCUUUCUAUUGCACCAUAUGAUCGAUCUGUUUCUACAUGAAAUUUAGCACAGAAUGAUGUAUAUUUUCCCAGGAGUUGCAGGAGAGCUUAAGGUAGGGUGACUAUUGGGUCUGCAUUUUUCAGUUGGUUAAAAUAUAACUUCAAAUGAACUCCUUGUCUACUGUUGAUAGUGAGCAGGUAGUGUGCAGAGGGCAGUCAAAGCAUAAUAAUUUUCUAUCUUCCACUUCCACCUCUUCUUCAGUAAAAUCAAAUUUCAAUUAAAAACGUGUAAUAAAGUGAAAAUGCACUUAACAUAAAUGGAGCUUGUAGCUGCUAUUUGUUUGUCCUCAUAUCUGAAGUUUUGAGUAGAGACCUGCUCCUGUCAGCAUUAACGGAACUGGCUAGGUUGUGGACUGAACACAUAAACUCCUGCAUUGUUUGUGAGCUACUGACGUAUCAGAAAAAAUGCAGAGGACUUAGUGGUUCAACAACUGACAUCAAAAAACUUCUGUUGACUGAACCUGUUGAUUUUCAUCCUAUUGGAUGAAAUAAUUGGCCUGGAUUCAGGCAAUAGACCUUUUUCAUGGCAGACAUUUUAACACGUUAUAAUACAAAAGGCCUGGGUGUAUUUAUUAACAUUAAUGAUGGCUGCAUCCACUUAGUGAAGGUCCUGGCAUUGUGCAUGCUGGAUCACUGGAAUAGUUUACUGGGACACCUAAUGGAACUGAGCGAGCAUUAAUGUUAUCAAUUUCACCAGUGCUUUUCCUACUAUGACAUGUCAAAAUGUCUGCUGUGAAAAAGGCCUAUAUCGCACUACAGGGAGCACUGCUGUACUGAAUAUCAGUGCAUGCAGCUUUGAUUCGGUUGUAGGCACAAAGCUGCUGAUAACCACAACCGUACUGAUAUUUAGCAGAGGUGGGACCAAGUCAUUGUUUUGCCAGUCACAAGUAAGUCUCAAAUCAAGCCAGGCAAGUCCGAAGUCUUAAACGAUGAGUUUCAAUUCCUAAACAAGUCAUAAUAUGCUCUUCACCAAAUGUAAUGUCAUUUUAACAAGAGUAAUCAACUAUUACAUUUACUGUAAUAGCAGCAUGCCUGUUGAAAAUUACAGAUGGAGUUGCAACUAAAAACUUGUUUUAACAAAUAAGUUUAAAUUUAUAAAGCAUUCAUAAUUUUUGUAAAUGUAAUAGUUGAUUACUCUGUUGUUAAAAUGACAUUACAUUUGGUGAAGAGCAUAUUAUGACUUGUUUAGGAAUUGAAACUCAACGUUUAAGACUUCCGACUUGCCUGCCUUGACUUGAGACUUAUUUUUUUGUAUGUGAACGAAAUUAUCUUUGGUAUCAUUUUUUUCCAUUUAAUGCUCAGACAUGUAACAUUAAUCCUUCAUUGUUCUAUCCUGCAACUUUCCUGGAUGCCGUUGGACUGAUUCAAACUAAGUGGACGUGGGGGAAUUAGGUGUCACCUUGCUGGGACUAAAUAGCACUAACGUUAGUUGGUUCAGGAAAUUAGGGGAAAGUGAAUAGAAUUGUGGCCAAUUUUUAAAAUAAGACACUUUUUAGUGUCUGGGUGUGGGGGAAGUUUUCAACUAUAUUCAAGUCAAAAGGUUCAAGUCCAAGUGAACUCAUGAGUCAUUGUUGUUAAAGUUCCAGUCAAGUUGCAAGCCUUUUUUGAUCUUGUCAAGUCGUGACUAAAGUCAUGAAAUUUUUGACUCGUCUAACUCAAGUCUACACUUCAGAUAUUCAGUAUAACAGCAUUCUCUUUCAUGUGAUACUGUGUUUAUACAAUAGUUGUACAAGCUCCAUUUCUUAGUUUACAGUAAUAAGUGACAACUGAUUACGAUUUGUUUGUUUAUUUAAUCAUUUAUUUGACUGGACCGGGGCUGGACUGUCUCCAAGCAACACACAACUAGACGUUCCUGCACACUAGUUUGCUACUUUGUGUAAGUCUACACAAGUGUUAUGUACAUGUAUAUGUAUGUUUCCACUUAUUGUGCAGUCAGUGAAAUUAAAGUCUGUUGGCAGUUG
This is a messenger RNA of Epinephelus lanceolatus (giant grouper), 3865 nucleotides long. Its product is annotated as interferon-induced protein with tetratricopeptide repeats 5-like. Lineage: Eukaryota; Metazoa; Chordata; Actinopteri; Perciformes; Serranidae. The record is from RefSeq and is a predicted model, not a curated record. Gene Ontology annotation, cellular component: cytosol. Gene Ontology annotation, molecular function: protein binding. Gene Ontology annotation, biological process: defense response to virus.